AUGCUGCUCGCGCGCCUGCCGCGCGCCGUGCUGGCGGCGACGCCGCUGCUGGCGCACGCGCACUCGUCGUCGAGCAAAGCGGCGGCGCCGCAGCCCGCGACGCUGCGCGUCGCCGUGGUGCAGAUGCUCGUCGGCGGCGACAAGGCGGCGAACCUCGCGCGCUGCGCGGGCCUGCUCGAGCGCGCCUGCGACGGCGGCGCGCAGCUCGUCGUCCUGCCCGAGGUCUGGAACUCGCCCUACGCCGUGGACCAGUUCCGCGCGCACGCGGAGCCGAUCGCGGAGCCCGGCUCGGGCGGGUCCGACGGCCCGUCCGUCGAGCUCCUGCGCCGCGUCGCUCGGGACCGCGGCGUCCACAUCGUCGGCGGCAGCGUCCCGGAGCUCGGCGCCGACGGCCGCGUCUACAACACGGCGCCGGUCGUCGCGCCCGACGGGUCCGUCGUCGCGAAGCACCGCAAGGUGCACCUCUUCGACAUCGACGUGCCCGGCCGCAUCCGCUUCUUCGAGUCCGAGACGCUCGCGGCGGGCGACGAGGCCACGGUCGCGCCCCUGCCCGCGGCCCUCGGCGGCGGCGCGCUCGGCGUCGCCAUCUGCUACGACAUGCGCUUCGCCGAGCUCGCGAUAUCGAUGCGCGCCAAGGGCGCGACGGUUCUCGUCUACCCGGGCGCGUUCAACACGGUCACGGGCCCGCCCCACUACCAGCUCCUCGCGCGCGCCCGCGCCCUCGACGCCCAGGCCUACGUCGUCGCCGCGAGCCCCGCGCGGAACCCGGAGAGCGACUACCAGGCCUACGGCUACUCCGUCGUCGUCGACCCCUGGGGCGCGCCCGUCGCGGCCGUCGACGGCCACCACGAGGACGUCAUCUUCGCCGACCUCGACCUCGCCAAGGUCGACGCGACGCGCGCGUCCAUGCGGCUCCUCGACCAGCGCCGGCCCGAGACGUACGUCCCGAAGUAG
This is a messenger RNA of Aureococcus anophagefferens, 954 nucleotides long. RefSeq lists its product as hypothetical. Gene Ontology annotation, molecular function: omega-amidase activity. The transcript has a single exon. The record is from RefSeq and is a predicted model, not a curated record. Lineage: Eukaryota; Pelagophyceae; Pelagomonadales; Pelagomonadaceae. Bases 1 to 954 code for a protein of 317 amino acids. Gene Ontology annotation, biological process: L-glutamine metabolic process; oxaloacetate metabolic process. Gene Ontology annotation, cellular component: mitochondrion.